CCCACGUGGCUGGGCGGAGCGUCGCCGCGGCAUGGCUGUCCCCGGGUCGGGCCUCGCGUUUGAGCUGAAAAUUCCUUUUCCAUCAUCGACAUUGGCCAAGAUUGCCUUGGGUUCCCUGGCCCCAGAUCCUGAGCCUCGCAAAGGAGGGAUCACCAAAGAACUAAAUGUGACAGAAGACACCUUACAUGUGCGAUGGAGAGCUGAGGAAGCCAGGAUCCUGCGUGUUUCCAUCAGCUCCUUCUUGGAGCACCUCUCCUUGGUGGUGGAAACAAUGGAUUUAUUUGGACCACCCAUGGCUUGAUAAACUGUCACACCAGACCACAGAAGAGUAUGGAUUUGGUUGGAUUCUGGACUUGCCCAUUCAUUGCUGAUGUCAGAGAAGGCAUUGGACAGUCCAUUCUUGCAGCCAGGAUGGAAAGGAGAUGAGUACUUUGCAUUGUCAUGCUCAAGAACCCUGAUAAACCAUUGUGCACCAAGAGGCAGGCAAGUUUGGAGCUGCCUUGGCCUGUCUUCCCUAACCUGAUGCUCUCCAGAUAUGUUAGACUUCAACUUCCAUAAACCACAAGCAGUCUGGCUAAAGGUUCUAGGUUGGGGAAUACAGGUUUUAAUAAAGGAUACGUUUAUAGAAUAUGUAUUUUAUUAUAUAUUAUCCCAUUCAUCUUACAGCCUGCAUAUAUUAACUAAUAAAAUAUUUUUGACCCUGGGUGGAGACUGAUGGACCAUGGAUGGAUAUGGUCAUAAGCAAAAUCUUUUAAAAAAUGUGUUUUGGAGUGCUCCUGAAUUAAAAUGACCAUGAUGCAAACGUCAGGGGAAGCUGAUGCACAGUGUUCAGAAAAGGAAACCAUCUGUGAUCUGGAAAUAGAAACAGGAAAAGCCAUCUAUUCUUUUCAUUAAAUAUGUCAAGCAGGCAAUGCUGCAGUGCUUAUGAGUUUAUGACUGGUGACUUCUCCAGUAAAUGCAGUUGACAGA
Molecule: messenger RNA, 969 nt
Organism: Python bivittatus (Burmese python)
Lineage: Eukaryota; Metazoa; Chordata; Lepidosauria; Squamata; Pythonidae
Gene: LAGE3
Product: L antigen family member 3
Cellular component (GO): EKC/KEOPS complex
Source: RefSeq, a predicted model, not a curated record